AAGAGGUGGACUUUGAGCAUUGUGGGGAGAGGGAAAGCGAGACCUUCAACAACUUGUUGCUUUACGAUCGUGAUGUUUGUUGUAAAAUGGAUCGGAUUCUCAAAGGUAUAAUGAGGUACAGAAAUGUCAAGAAGGAAAAAAUGGUCAAGCAGUUCAAAGAAGUCAAAGACAAUCCUAUGCCGAAAGCUGUUUUCUUUACAUGUAUUGACAGUAGAAUGAUACCGACAAGGUUUACACAAACUAAUGUGGGCGAUAUGUUUGUAGUGCGUAAUGCUGGCAACAUCAUCCCGCAUUCCCAACACUUUUUGGACGAACUGACUACCAAUGAACCCGCAGCCCUCGAACUGGGCUGUGUAGUGAACGACAUCCGCCACAUCAUUGUUUGUGGUCACAGUGACUGCAAAGCCAUCAAUCUCUUAUACAAACUACAAGACAGUGAAUUUGCUUCUCAGGAUAAUCGAAGAAUAUCACCCCUUAGAGCCUGGCUAUGUACACAUGCUCUCACAAGUUUAGAAAAAUUUCAACAACUGCAAGUGACAGACUACGGCAAACCUCUAAUUUUUCAAGCCGAAACCCCUAUGAGAAAAUUCGUUGCUUACAUCGAUCCCGAAAACAAAUUUACAAUAGAAGAUAAGCUAUCGCAAAUCAAUACUUUGCAACAGUUACAAAAUAUCGCAAGUUAUGGCUUUUUAAAAAAGAGAUUGGAGAAACAUCAACUGCAUAUUCAUGCCCUUUGGUUUGAUAUUUACACAGGCGAGAUUUAUUAUUUUAGUCGGGGGGCGAAAAAAUUUGUGGUCAUUGAUGAAGAGAAUUUCCCCAAAUUGCUCCAAGAGGUGGAAAAAUAUUAUUCGUGAAAUGAUUAAGACUGCGUUUUUUGUUGUUGUGUUAAUCAAUUAAUUUAUUUUUAUAUAUUUUUCUAAUAAGAAAUAAAGUUUAAUAAAUGUGGUUCAUUUAUAAACACAGAGUUUAGGCAACACAUAAUAUAGAUGCGGUUCGUUGCUAUUUUUUUUUAAUUUUCAAGUAUUUUUUAUUACAAAAUGCAAAUGUGUCGUGCUUAAACUAUUACAUACCAUUAGGCCGUUUUGAAGUGAUGAGAUGUCGCUACCAGUGCACUACAAUUCACCACCACCACCACCUAUAGAAAAAUAAGGAAAAUAAUGAAAAGAAAUAAAAGAAAAUGUUACGGAACUGUUACCUUCAUAUUGUAUUUGUAACAAAUUAUCAUAAAUAUAUUCGUUAUAGGGGAAAUAAUUGUAUAAUAAUAUUGCUACACAAUCUUAAUGAAAAGAAGGAAAAAAAUAUAACAAGUGUGAAACAAAUCGUAACAAUAAGGAAAAAUGAGUGAAUAAUGAUUAAUGUCAAUGAUAUGCACUUACCGAGGAUGGGCCAAGCAAAGAAACUUACAAUCAUAAUUGAUGUUUCUUUUAUUGAUGUAGCUAUCAACAGAGGAUGCCCACUGUUCGGAUCACACAAUCAAUCAAUAUUUUACAAUCACAAUGCACUCAGUGCAUCAGUCUAAUAUAUUAGGCACAGUGUACAAAAAGACAACGAAAACCAAAUGCUAUGUUCAUCUUAUUACAAAGAAAUGGUGAGAAAUGUGGCUGGUUUUGUAUAUAUAAAGUAGUAGCACCUACAAAAACACAAUAUUGUCCCUAAAUAUACAUUUAAUCAAUAUUUACAAAAUCUGGUGAGAUGAACGCAUUCGAGAUUUCUAAGUCUAAACAUAGCAUUUGCGGGUUUUCCAGCCUCGCUUUAAACUAUUCAUUUUUU
Tribolium castaneum (red flour beetle) is the source of this 1770-nucleotide messenger RNA. RefSeq names its product Carbonic anhydrase beta (gene CAHbeta). The transcript is spliced from 4 exons. The coding region runs from base 87 to 854 and encodes 255 amino acids. Gene Ontology annotation, molecular function: zinc ion binding; carbonate dehydratase activity. The record is from RefSeq and is a predicted model, not a curated record. NCBI's taxonomy places the organism in Eukaryota, Metazoa, Arthropoda, Insecta, Coleoptera, Tenebrionidae.